Messenger RNA from Centruroides sculpturatus (bark scorpion), 1210 nucleotides. Its product is annotated as cell cycle progression protein 1-like. The transcript is spliced from 8 exons. The record is from RefSeq and is a predicted model, not a curated record. Lineage: Eukaryota; Metazoa; Arthropoda; Arachnida; Scorpiones; Buthidae. The coding region runs from base 94 to 1062 and encodes 322 amino acids.
CUCACUUCUGUUUCUGAACAGUAUAAAAGCACUUCUGCUUUGACAGUACCUUACUGUUCUUUAGGGUAACUAAGACACAGUGACUGAGAAAUCAUGAAGUUCCUGCUUUUGAUUUUCUUCGUUGGAUUUGCGGCCGCGAACUUUCACGAUGCUUUGAGAAGAGCUCGUGAUGAAGUUCUAGAAAGUUACAGAGAGGGCUUGAAAUCUGCUCCAUCAUUGAGUGAGGCAUUGGGUUUGCCCGAUUCCGAAGAACUUGAUGAGAUACAGAAAAGAUUCGAAGCUGUAUCGGAAGAGGAAAUGAAAAAUAAACUGGAUGAAAUUGUAGAAAAAAUGAAAGAUGCUAUAGACAAAGGAAAACAAAUCUCGGAAGAUCUAAUCGAAAAAUAUAAAGAUUUCAAACAAAAGUUAAAGGAGAAGGGAAUUGAAAUUCACGAGAAAUCCAAGGAGUUGAUUCAACAAAUAAAAGAUAAAGCAAAGGAAUAUUGGAGAAAAUUGCUAGAUAAACUGAGUAAAGAUAAAAGAUCAAUUGACGAAGAAUUCGAAUUAGCAGAAGAAUUUAAUCUUAAAGAAAUCCUCAGGCGACUUCGUGAAAAGUUAAAAGAACACGUCAGCUUAGAUAAGAUCAAGGAGUUUUUGAAAGAAAAAUUUGGUGAACAUAAAGAGGCUCUGCAAGAACUUUUGAAGGAAUUGAAAGAACACGGAAAGAAAGCCUUGAAGGACUUUAUAGAUGAAUUAUUAGGCAGGAAAGAAACGCGAUCUCUCAAAGAACUAUGGGAUAAAGUGAAAGAAUAUUUUAAAAAGAUAGGAGUAGAUGCCAAAGAAAAGUAUUUGAAUUUCAUGGAAUGGUUAAAAGAAAAGCAUGAUGAAGCUCUGGAAAAAGCAAAGGACAAACUGGAAAAAAUGAAAAUUAUUGCAAAAGAUUUCAUCAAACAUCACAAAGAAGUAACCAAGGAGGUUGCCAUAGAAGCUCUAGAAUUCUUACGUCCAUACAAAGAAGAUAUGAAGGACUUAUGGCAACAAGUUAAAGAUGCCGUAAAGGAUGUUAUGAAGAGAGAUGAGUAACCUGAAACCUUGUACUGAAUAGAACAAUAAAGAUAACAGUAUUAUCGUGAUGUAAUUCGAAUUUUUUUUAUUCGAUUUUUAUUCAUGUGUAUAUGUGAAGUGUGUUACCCUAUAAUGUGAAGACCGGAUCGCAUGAUUUUUAAAAGGA